This is a messenger RNA of Colletotrichum siamense, 1686 nucleotides long. RefSeq names its product Set1 complex component ash2 (gene ash2). The record is from RefSeq and is a predicted model, not a curated record. Gene Ontology annotation, molecular function: transcription cis-regulatory region binding; protein binding. The transcript has 2 exons. NCBI's taxonomy places the organism in Eukaryota, Fungi, Ascomycota, Sordariomycetes, Glomerellales, Glomerellaceae. Gene Ontology annotation, cellular component: Set1C/COMPASS complex. Bases 1 to 1686 code for a protein of 561 amino acids.
AUGGCCUCCGAUGCAGGCACCCCUCCCCCUCCAAGGGAGCCUACUCCAGGCGGCUCCCUGCCCUCUUCGACCGCCGUUCCAUUGAAGCGACCUGCUCUCGAAGAAGACUUUACACCCUCGGUUCCCUCUCCUCUCAACCCAGACGUCAGAUCUACACCGAAACCACCAGGCGCAGACGAGAUGCCGGCGAAGCGCAGCAAGAAGGAGACGCUGAAGAAGCGCGAGUCCAAGGGUGUCAGCGACAGCAACCGUGGCACUCCUGACCCGAAGCAUAAGGAGCCGAAGCAGAGUGACUACAGUCCCAUGCGCUACAAGCUGGCGCCGCCCAAACCCUCCGAUUUUGAGCCUGCGAAGCCCCCAAUCUUCAUCCACCACCAUGACGUUCCUGCCCUCGACGGAAGCCAGGUCCAGUUCUACGAGACUUCAGAGCAUGUACAUAACAAGAAAAGCUAUCACUACACCCACUGCAUCGCGGACCCCGAGUUCCCCUCGUCGCUCUACUACCGCGGCACGGAAGCGGAGCCCUUCGGUCCCCAUCUGGCGUUCGAGGACAGCGCGACACACCUCUUCUUUGACCAGUCUGGUCGCCAUAUAACGACCGAGAAGGGCUUCCGCAUGACGCGCGCGAAUGUGGCGAUCCGAGAGGGUCGCUUCUACUGGGAGGUCAAGAUCACGAGGGGCAUGGUCGACAAGAAGGACGGCGAGGACAAGCCCGAGUCGCAUGGCCACGUGCGCAUGGGAUUCGCGAGACGAGAAGCGUCAGUGGACGCCCCCGUUGGGUUCGAUGCCUACAGCUACGGUUUCAGAGACGUUGGCGGCGAGAAGGUGUACAUGUCGCGGCCAAAGGCCUUCUUUCCCGAGGGCGAGGGUAUCCGAGAGGGAGACGUCAUCGGCCUGGAGAUUCAGCUGCCCUCGGAACGAUUGCAGAGAAAGGUACUGGCCGGUCAAUACAACCCGGCCGUGGACACGGGCAUCGACGACGAUAGCUUGGCCUUCGAGGCUCCGAACAUUGUCCGCGACCGCAUCCCGAUCCGCUUCAAGUCGCACAUCUACUUUGAGAAGAUCGACUACCACACCACCAAAGAGCUCGAGGACCUCAUGAACCCCUCGCCUGUGUCUUCCGGACCCGCCAACUCUGUCGAGGCGCCUCACCCCAACCACCCCGUCCCCGCCCUCCGAACGCUGCCACACUCUCACAUCAAGGUGUACAAGAACGGCAUCGACAUGGGCACGGCCUUCCACGACCUCCUCGCGUUCCUCCCGCCAGCAUCGAAGCCGCAGUCUAACAUUGGCGCGCGCGAUGGCCUGGACAACGGCAUGCUUGGUUACUACCCCGCCGUCAGCGUUUUCAGGGGCGGUGCCGCCGAGGUCAACUUUGGCCCCGACUUUUGGUACCCUCCUCCAGGCAUCGCGGGUCCGGCCGACGACGUGGACAUGGUCAACGGCGGGCAGGAUGAGACCAAGAAGUUCGACUAUCCGGCCCUGGACGAGAUCCGACCGGUGUCGGAGCGGUACACGGAACAAAUCGUGGAGGACAUCGUCUACGACAUCAUCGACGAGGUCGACUUUUGGGUCCAAGACGGCUGCAAGAUCAUUGACCGCUUCGGCCAGGGCGAGAAGGCCGGUCAGACGGGUAUCGCGCCCACGGGUCGCGACGAGAUCAAGGAAUUGGUGCAGGAUGAUUAG